CAAAGCGGUUCAAACUUUGUUGUGGCCGUGGAGGAACUGAAACUUUUGAUCACUGCUUUUGACAUUGACACAGUUCAAAUGAGACUCCGUUCGUAGUAUUGUUGUUCCUUGUCGUGGUUGCCGCAGCUGUAUUGCUGACAUAGCGGCUCACGAAUCACGAUGGUCUCCCUACUGUGCGAGCUGCAGUUUUGGACCAUGAAAGAUGACGUCGAUGUCAAAGGUAGUGAUCUGGGAUGCUUCAAGCUUUAUGACAAAGGUGACGUGGAUACAGAAGAGCUGUACAUUGACGCAAAAGAGGCAUAUGCCAAGGCCAAGGGUAUCAUGUGGACUCCGUCCAACAAGCGACCGGAGAAACUACGAGAAUGCAUCUGGGAAUUUGAGGACAUUAUGAAUGCCCAAAAGUGCAUCAGUGCGAGGUGGAUUACGCCUGGGCUCUUGCAGUUUUUCUUUCAGAGUGGUGUCUGCAUCUUCGUGCACGUUGACCCCGACUCGUGUAAGCUUCGCAGGGUCGGCGUCGACCGAUACCUCGUGGGCAGACUUGCUUCGGAACACGUCACUGACGCCGUUCUGGAAAACCACAACCUGCUAAUCUCAUACUACGAGCCCAAGAUGACGUACGCCUGUUUCGGGAAGCCGCUGAUUGGAACGGACGGUGUGCGCAAGCUGUCGUCCGUCGACGCCAAGCUCGUCACGUUUGACAUCCUGGGUCUGGCAGGGCGGCGGCUCGAACGGAAGCUGAGCCUCAAUUCACUGAAAGACUGGGUGUUGAACUGGUGGUCAGUGGGCGACGGGGAGGUGUGGCCCUGGAUGCCGUCGACAUCCAAUCGGGAACGGUCGAACAUGGUCGUCUACGCUCUGAAUGGACCCAACAUUGAGUUACUGACUUACGGAAGAAUUGACAAGGUCCCAGUUUUGGUGUCAUUCAGUCAGUACCAGUCGAACAAACUCUUGAUCGUUGAGGAGGACGCUUCCCGCGGUGGCAGUGUUGCCGUCGACGUCUGUGUGUACGAGCUAGGCAGAGGAAAGUUUGAAAGAGUUUCCAUGAUAUCCAUCUCCUUGCAAGGUCGUGUAGUCACAUCGCAGUGGAACAAUGCGGAAGACAAGCUUGUGUUACUGUGCGAUGAUGCUUCCUUGGUUCUCUACGAUGCUGUGCGACAGACCACACACUUUACGACGACUUCUUUUGUUGGAACAAAGGUCACCUGGCAUCCGAGUGGCUCUGUUGUGUUUUUUGCCUCUGAAGAGGGACAGCUUCAGUGCUUCGACACUGCACUGUCCACAAUACAGCUGCGGCUUAAUGAUGAGUCAGCGAGCGCUGCACCAACAUUGAAUGUAGGCUCCUACCUAAGCAACGGUGGUUCCUUGCAUCGAUUGAUGUGGCAGUCAAGCGGGGACGCCAUUUUUCGCUGUCCAACGGCUGCAGUCUCCAACUGCGCUGCCUUGCUGUUUGAUGGCGGUCCGCUGGCCAUCCUCAAGUUACCACUCGGCCUGCUCACCAGGGGGCAGCUGGGACCACUCGAGCUCGUAUCACAGUACUUGAAGCACUUGCAGAUUGAUGAGGCUGUUCACCUCCUGUUGAGCCUGGACUGGGGUCGUGUUGCAGAGCUGUCUUUCCUGUGCCUUGGCAAGAUAGUCAACUACCUGCUUCGACAGCCCCUGGAUUCCAAACGCGAAGUUCAAUUGGAGACAGCGCUGGGAAGCUUCUAUGGUCCUGCUCAGCCAAUACCGGACUCUGUUGUCGCCGAGUAUGGCGCUCGCAUCAGCCACCUGGCGAGGCGAUUCUUUCACCAACUCUUGAGGUUUGACAGGCUGGAAAAGGCUUUUCUACUGGCCGUUGACUUAGGGUACUGGGAUCUCUUCAUGGACUUGCACAACAUUGCAAAGAAGAAGGGAGAAAGCGGGCUAGUGGAGGUUGCCCUGCGGCGCGCGAAUGCCCUGAAGCCAAGUCGAGCACUGUCUGACUGCGAUUCGAACGACUGUGAUUCGUCAAGUGAGCUCACCGAUGAUUGUUGCUCGAGUGACGACGGAGCUCGCUGCAUUCCGGCUGUGACUGUGGCUACAGCGUCGUGCUCUGGUGCUACAGGUGUUUCGGAUACUGGCCGCCAAAGAUUGCAUCCGCAGGGCCACUCAGCGGGUCUGCGACCGCCCAUGCCAGCUGCUUUCGCUGCAAGUGGCGCCAGUACCAGCGGUUACCACUGGCCACCUCCGCGAGCGGUACCAGUAAUGCCAGCGGCAGAGGAAGACCUCAUCGACCUGAGCGACGAUUACGAGUGCACGUCGGAAGGCGUGCGGGUUGCCGUACCGAUCAUCGACCCCCUGGUUCCCCAAACGUUCAGUUCGGCGACAAUGCAGCAGUCCGUCAUUAGACCCAUCCCAAGAAUCCAGCCGACUGACCUGAGAAGAGCUCCGACAGAACUGAGCUCCAUCGGAUCCGAAGCCUACAACGAAGCAUGUGGCACCCCUCGUUUUGAGAACAGCCAUCACAGGGCUGUGCCACAGUCGCCGUCUGGAGCUCCAGCCAUUGCUGCAAGCCGGGCUUCUCUUGAUGGUGAGGGAUCUGGUGAGGAGUUAUUGCAGGGGCAGGCCAUUCAGUGCAUUCACUUCGGGGUCGUCUAGAAGAGGAUGGAGCAGGAAGAUGGCUGCCAGGAAUUACGACCAAAAACAAGAAUGCAGAAGCUGGUUUUCUGCGGAAAUAUGUGUAUUUAUUCUCGAAUAGGUGUUGUGUGCGCAACAUGUGCUGUGUUCAGCACACAUUGAAUUUGAAUGAAUUUGUUUCGUACGAGAAGUUAAUGUUGCCCAAUUUGGCCGGUGCUUUCGUUAAGGACUGUGUAAAGGCUCAAUACUUUUCACCAGCAGCUGAUGCGUCAAAUAAGUUCAAACUUUUGCAUUUUAAAAAUGCUGUGGUAUUGUUACGUUAAAUAGGAUCAGAGACAAAGUUUUUAAUGUGAAAGGCUUAUGUGCCCCCAUGAAGUGAAAAAUGCAGCAUCCGUCCACAAGUGUUGGUGUUACUACAUGAUGUCAAGAAAACUCCUGACCAAAUGAUGACAUCCAUCACAUCAAGUCAUGUGAUAAUGUCACGUGACAUGGACGUCAAUAUAGUCGUCACACCCAGACACACGCCUACUUUCACAUUCAGUGCACAUAAGGAGACUUAUGUGGCUCUGUAAAUUGUUUAGUUGUCAUGUCCAAAACUAGUUCCAUGGUUCAGCGUGUCUUUGUGCAAAACAGCAUUGUGUGCAAAAUUAGUUGAUGUAUUAUGUGUUGUGAAAUGUGCCUAUUCCAUGGUGUCUCGGGAGCUUUCAUAUUUUAAGCCGUAAGGUCUGAAAUUUUAAUGGCCUGUAUAUAAAAAUUUCAGGCACUACGCCUUUUCUGUGCAUGGCACAGCUCCAAAGAUCUGCCCACACAUAUUUUUAUAGUUAUAUUUAUGUUUUAAAAGGGACAGAGGCAGAAGAUUCAAUGCCAACUCAAUGUGUUCUGAAGUAAGUGUUCUACAUUUUAAGGUACCAUGCAUUUAAGCAAUUAUAGUUACGCCUAAAACACAAAUAAGUGUCACACAAACUUUAGCGUGACAUGUAAUGGCACAAAGGGAAACAGACAGAAUGACUGCAGCUGCAUGGUCUCCUAUAAUGUGCAUAAUAUAACUGUACUCGGCACUCUCUACAAGUUACAUUAUUCAUGGCGCAGGCUAACUUGCACUGAACAGAGUGGACACUACCCUGGAGACUAUUUUAAGAAGUAAAUGUGUAGUUUCAUUCAUAGUUGUGCAUAUUUUCCAGUGUUUUUGCUGUACAAGAUAAUUAAGCUUGUAUUUUUACCCUCCCUUUGUAUUUGUGCAACUUUUGCAUUAUGAUUAAAAAUAUCUUCAAGAAUGAGAACAUUUAUAAAACUUCAUCUUAUGGGCUUUCUUUUUAAUGAUUAGUAUAUGCUUCUUAGUUCGGAAGCAUCUGGCAACUCUGGUGGCACCCGCCAUGUAAUGCCAUCAUGUUGACGUCAUUCAGGGGUGCUUUGACUCGAUAAACAACAGCUCAUUCCAGGUGGCCAAUGUUGAGGUUUAUAAAGCUUCAGGAAAUGUGCGCUCCCAAGCAGACAUCUUGUUUAAAGGUCAAUUGGAACAAUGUGUAAAGACUAAACAAACAUGGCACUUCAGUAACGCAUGUUGUUGGGCAAGUCAGUAGCACAUCAUUAAGCAAGGUGCUGCGCAAAAGAAACAUGGUGCACAAAAGAAA
Molecule: messenger RNA, 4226 nt
Organism: Rhipicephalus sanguineus (brown dog tick)
Lineage: Eukaryota; Metazoa; Arthropoda; Arachnida; Ixodida; Ixodidae
Gene: frtz
Product: WD repeat-containing and planar cell polarity effector protein fritz homolog
Exons: 27
Coding region: 160-2616 (818 amino acids)
Biological process (GO): cilium organization; establishment of protein localization; nervous system development
Cellular component (GO): axonemal basal plate
Molecular function (GO): protein binding
Source: RefSeq, a predicted model, not a curated record